Ilex paraguariensis (yerba mate) is the source of this 1231-nucleotide messenger RNA. The record is from the annotation of a GenBank genome assembly. Lineage: Eukaryota; Viridiplantae; Streptophyta; Magnoliopsida; Aquifoliales; Aquifoliaceae.
AGAUUAAAAGUCUUUUGAAAUCGCUUUGGGGUUUCAUAGUUGGCCAUGGAAGCUCGUCCGGGUCGAGAAAUGUCAUCAAACAGCAGCAACAUAAGCAACCCAACUGAAGAAGUAGAGAUAAACAUGUACUUGAAAAUCAUCAAAACUGUGGCCAUUAAAGUUAAGAGAUCCGAGACUAUUAGGAAUGUUAAAGCGUUGUUGUGUGACAAGGAAAGCAUAUCGGAAAAUCUUCAGGAGCUGUUUUUCACUGGCGAACGGCUCAAGGAUGACCAAAAGUUAGUUGAUUAUGGCAUUCAGGAAAACUCAACUCUCCAUCUUGUUACUCAAAAUCCGGUUGGAUUGAAACUGUUUGUCAAUAUACCGUCAAAGCAAAGAACAAUUGAGGUCGAAGCAAAGACACAUGAUACCAUUCAACACUUAAAAUCCCUGAUUGAAGCAAAAGGGGUGAUGUGCAAGAAGCAGUACAGCCUCAUCUAUGCUGGUAAGCUACUUGAAGAUUACAUGCCAUUGGCCUCUAUCAGAAUGCAGGAAAAUUCAACCCUUCAUUUAGUUUUCAAUCCUAGAGAUGUGUUGUCAUUUUCUGUAGAAAUGCCAACUGGAAAGAUCAUGAAACUAGAAGUUAAGGUCUGGUCCACUGUCUGUGAUAUCAAGGCAAUAGUUGGAAGCAUGGUUGGUUUCUCUGUCAGUGGUCAGAGUCUAAUAUAUGAAGGAAGGCUACUUGAAGAUUCAAUAUCUUUAUGGUGUUACGACAUCAAAGAAGAAUCUGUCUUAAAAAUGUCACCUCCCUCAUUUCAGAUUUUUGUUAAGAGAUGGAAUGGGGGAACCACAACUCUUGAUGUGAACCUACUGGACACUAUCAGAGAUGUGAAGAACCUUAUUUUUGAUAAAGUGGGCAUUCCAGUUAACCACCAGACUAUUGUGUAUCUUGGAAAACCACUAGAGGAUGGUCUAAAGUUGGCUAGUUAUGGCAUCCUGAAGGACUCCACUCUCCAACUUCGCUGCUUCCAAUGGAAAAAAAAAUGAAAGCACCAGUAAAAGAAGCAUUCCUCCAUGGCAGGGCACUCCAAGACCGCUUUCCUUUGGCUGAUAAUGCUAUGAAGAAAAGAAAUUUUUUUUUUGUUGUUGUUGUUUCGGAAGAACGUUAUUUUUUAAUGAUGCUGGGGAUGUUUCGGGUUGGAGGGUUCCCCAAUCCCAAUUGUUGUCCUUUUGGCUUGACAGAUAGACAUAAUGC